Molecule: messenger RNA, 1653 nt
Organism: Kwoniella shivajii
Lineage: Eukaryota; Fungi; Basidiomycota; Tremellomycetes; Tremellales; Cryptococcaceae
Product: T-complex protein 1, zeta subunit
Exons: 11
Coding region: 1-1653 (550 amino acids)
Biological process (GO): protein folding
Cellular component (GO): chaperonin-containing T-complex
Molecular function (GO): ATP binding; ATP hydrolysis activity; ATP-dependent protein folding chaperone
Source: RefSeq, a predicted model, not a curated record
AUGUCAAGUAGUAUCGAGCUCAUCAAUCCCCGUGCGGAGAGUAUAAGGAGGACUCAAGCAUUACAAGUGAACACUGCAGGUGCAGUGGGUCUUGCAAAUGUAGUCAAAUCAAAUCUUGGUCCCAGAGGUACUAUCAAGAUGCUUGUCGACGGAUCUGGUCAGAUCAAAAUGACAAAAGAUGGAAAAGUGCUAUUAUCCGAAAUGCAAAUUCAAAACCCAACAGCAGCGAUGAUUGCCCGAACAGCCGUUGCUCAAGAUGAACAAGUUGGAGAUGGAACUACAUCAGUCGUUUUACUCGUUGGUGAAUUAUUGAAACAAGCAGAUAGAUAUAUCCAAGAAGGUGUACAUCCUCGUGUAUUAGGUGAAGGAUUUGACAUGGCCAAGAAGGAGGCUUUGAAGUUCCUUGAUUCAUUCAAACAAACACCUACGUUAGAUCGAUCAAACCUCAUCUCGGUCGCACACACUUCAUUAGCCACUAAAUUACAUUCAAGACUAGCCACUAAAUUAGCUUCUGAUGUAGUCGACGCUGUGCUGGCUAUUCAACCUCCAAAAGAAUCAGAUGGGUCAAGAGAUCCAAUCGAUCUCCAUAUGAUCGAAGUCAUGAAAAUGCAACAUAAAACAGAUACAGAUACCACUUUGAUUAGAGGUUUGGUAAUGGAUCAUGGUGCAAGACACCCUGAUAUGCCUAAGAGAGUUGAAAAUGCUUAUAUUUUAAGUAUGAACGUUUCGUUGGAAUAUGAAAAAACCGAGGUCAACUCCGGUUUCUUCUACUCUUCAGCAGAUCAAAGAGAGAAAUUAGUAGAAUCCGAAAGAAGAUUUGUAGAUUCAAAAUUGAAGAAAAUCGUAGAAUUCAAAAAUGCCGUUUGUGACGUAGCUGUUGGAUCAGAUGAAAAACCUAAGAAUUUCGUACUCAUCAAUCAAAAAGGUAUCGACCCAAUGUCAUUAGAUGUUUUGGCUAAGAAUGGUAUUUUCGCUUUGAGACGUGCAAAGAGAAGGAACAUGGAGAGAUUACAAUUCGCUUGUGGUGGUAUCGCCCAAAAUUCGAUUGAAGACCUCACUCCCGACGUUCUCGGUUGGGCUGGAUUAGUCUAUGAACAUACCUUAGGAGAAGAGAAGUACACUUUCGUUGAGGACGUCAAAGAACCCAAGAGUGUUACCAUGCUUGUCAAAGGCCCUAACGCACAUACGAUGACCCAAAUCCAAGAUGCCCUUCGAGAUGGAUUCCGAUCAGUUAAGAAUGCCAUUGAAGACAAUUCCUUGAUUCCAGGUGCAGGAGCAUUUGAAAUUGCUUGUUCAGCGCACCUACAAACUGCACUCAAAGCGACUGCAAAAGGAAGAACAAAGUUAGGUGUAUUGGCAUUCGCGGAAGCCAUGUUGGUCAUACCUAAAACAUUAGCAUCAAAUGGUGGAUUCGAUGUACAAGAUUCGAUCGUCAGUUUACAACAGGAACAAGAUGAAACGGAUGACCCUGUCGGUCUCGAUUUGAAGUCUGGUGAACCUAUGAACCCUGUUUUGGAAGGUAUUUGGGAUAAUUAUAGAGUCAAAAGACAAAUGUUACAUGGAGCCGCUACUAUCGCAGUCAAUCUUUUGAACGUAGAUGAGGUUCUUAGAGCAGGUAGAUCAUCAUUGAAACCUGAAGGUCCUGGUCCAUGA